Molecule: messenger RNA, 3591 nt
Organism: Paramecium tetraurelia
Lineage: Eukaryota; Ciliophora; Oligohymenophorea; Peniculida; Parameciidae
Exons: 2
Source: RefSeq, a predicted model, not a curated record
AUGAUAAAUGAAGAAGAAACCAACUAUUUUUACAUUUUUCAAAUUGGAGAUUAAAUUACAAGGAAAAAAGUCCUAACUGAUUAUCCAUACUCUAAAAACUAAGAAAGAAAAUUAUAUAUUCAAAGUGAUUACUUAUACAGAGUUACAAAGAAGAAUGAAUAUAACAAUUAAAACUAAGUGGAAAUGUUUCAAUAUGAUUCUCAAACCCUUGAAUUGACUAAAUUUACAACAAUAAAUAGCUAAUUUUUUGUAGAUAACGAUUUCACUUUAUAAUAUUAAGAUUACUAAAAUAUUUAAAUUUUGGAUUUCAAAUGCAGCGACACAAAUUAACUUAGUUUCUUAGACGAAUUGCAAAAUAUUGUAUAACUAUAACGUGAUAGUAACGAAUGGACAUUAAAAGUAGACAAGUGUAAGUAUAAAAUUCAUUCCUACGAUAUUGAUUUCAUCUCUAACAAAUACAUGGGAGUUGGAACAACAUUUCUCUAUUAUUCUUAUUGGGAUUCCAAAGAAGAGUUCUCCUUUGAUAUCAGUAAAUACACUCCAUAUUUUAAUGAUUACGGUACCAAUCUGGCUUCCUCUGAAUCCUUAAAAAAAGUGCUUGAUGAAGAAAUUACAUUUAGUAAACAAGGUGAUUUUUCAUAAGUCUUGAUUGAUAAAAAACUUAAUGAAUUAUUUUCAAUCUAAGGAAAUCGAGUUUUACGCUUCAAAAACAAUUACAUGGUUGAUUUAGUCUACCAUCCUACUGAUGAGGCAGACCUGAAUGUCUACUAAGCAUGGGUAAAAUAUAAAGGUUGCACUUUGAAUAUUGAAUAUUAAACUAUAGCCUCUGAUAGCGAAUAAUUGAUAUAAGUACGAAAAGAGGAAUUUAUGUUUUACCAUCCAUUCUUUGCUUCUACAUUUUUUAAAUCCAAUCGCUUUAAUAGCCCGGUUUUGGGACCAAACAUAAGUAUUGCUAUUUUAGACGAAAAAGAGAUGAUGUCGGAUAAUUUUUAUUAACAACAUUCUGAAAAAGUUAAGAUAGAUAUCGAACUUAUAACAAAUUAUGUAUUCUUAGAAAUGGUUGACUACACUUAAAAUUUUUAUACGAAAUUUAUAGUGAUAUCCUAAGAUGAUAAAAUGAAACUCACGUUCUAAUUAUGUCAAUAGAAAGAAUAUAAUUAUUAUUCAUGUUCAAAAGUUUUAGAAAGUUAACUAGAUUAUAAAUUAACAAAAGAAAGCACGUGCAUCUCAAGCUAUAAGUAAUAAAUUUCCAUUUCUACUUUGAUAUCAUCAGAAUAAUUAUAAUACAUUAUUUAUCAGGAUCCUAAUCAUUUUACAACUUAUUCAUAUACUUUGGAUAAAGAACAAGAAAUAGAUACAAUUGCAUAUUUUACAUUUACUUUAGUGCUAUCCUCAUCGAAAUAAUAGGUCGUAUAUUUCUACUCACUAAAUGUGGAGAUGAACUUUUUAUACUCAUUUUCAUCCAAAGAUUAUGAAUUUAUUAAGCCUAGUAAGCUAUUUUAUUAGUAGUAAGAUAUUGAAAAGGAUGUUGUUCAUUUGCUUUACUUGUUUAAUAAAUAAGAUUAAUUAUUAGUUAUUCUUUAUUUAAACUUUAACUUACAUUAUGUUGUCAAUUAGAUUUAAUUAAAAGAUGUUGAAAACAUCUCAGUUUUCGUUGGAUACUAUUAAUUUGUGGUUGUUUAGGAGAGAAAAAAUACCAAUCAUGAGAUUUCAAUCUAUCAAUUUUAGGACGAAUGUAAUAUAAUCUUUGAAAAGUCUAUACCCCUAUAUUCGUUUGCUAUUGAAAACAUAAUUGAGAAUACUUUAUUCAGUUCAUAUAUAAAAAGUGUCUUUGUUAAAAGUAAAGAUAGAUUGUUGAUGUAUCUAAUUAACAAUCCUAGUCAUAAUACUUUUUUUAAUGAAAUUAGGAUUGAUAAAGAUGUGAAUGAUAUAUUUACUAUCGGGAGGUAUUUAUUAUUUGCUUAAGAUUAAGAAGUCAUAAUGUAUGAUAUUUAUCCCUAGUUCUCCUUUAAUUAUAAGGUUAAUAUGAACAAUGAUAUAUUUGUUCAAUAUAACCAAACUCAAGUGUUAUUUUCAAAUGAUAAAAGCAAACUGAAUAUAAAAUAGAUGUUCAAGUAUCUCAACAUGAAUACCAAAAUCGAUGUUUACCCUGAAAAACUCAAAAUAGUGACCAAACUUGAUGAGGCGUACUAAGACAAUUUUGUUCAAGAUAUGGGAUCUGAUUGGUACUCAGGAUAAGUUGUUCUAUUCCAUUUCCUAAAUAACGAAGUUGUCGAGAAUAUAUAGAUCAUUUAACCUAUCAAUGAGACUGAACAUAUAUUUUAUUAUGCUUCAAGAUCAAUUAAGCACUAUGAUGAUACUACAUUUUUCAUUCUUUUUGAACAAAACUAUAGUUUGGUAGACAAAGCAAAUGGAAAUCUGAUUAAAGAGUUCAAAUUCUUAGAUAAAGAUUUAAAGUGCAAAUCAAUUCUUUAUGGGUAGGAUUAAAAUUUUAUAGUUUCUUGUAGCAAAGGUAGGUAAGAAAUUGUAUUUGGAAUCAGUUGCAAGAAUCAAGAUUGCUAGAAUAGUAAAGGCCUUCUAGUUGAUAAUUCUUUGAAUAAAGCAUUCUAUAUUGAAAACAAUAUGUUUUUGGUAGGUUAAUACAAUUUAUUCGUUUUUUGGGUUAAAGAAUCGUUAUUAAAAAUCGAAGCAGCUCAACUUAUUGGUGAAAUAAAGAUUGAUUCAGAUUAUUAUUCAAACACAAUAGUGAAGAUUAAGCCCAACCAUUAUCAUUUCUAUUAAUUUAAUACAUUUAGGACAUUAAAGGUAAAAGAGUUGAAGAUAUAAGAUGAUAGGUUGAUUAUAUUUAAUACAUUUGCGAUUAAUGUUGAAGAAUAUUUAAAUCGCGAGUAUUUUAUGAAUAAAGAGCUUGUUGAAAUUGAAGUAUUAUCAACUAGUCUAGAGGGUGAGCUAUUACAAGGGAAAUAUUUGUUUUUUGCCUAAGAGGGUGCUCAUUAUGGAAUGAAUUAUAACUUCACUUGCAACGAUCUAGGAUGUCAAGUAAAAGAUCAAGAAGUUUUUGCAGUUAUCUAAGGUUAUGAGGGCUUUUGGUUGUUUGAGAAAAAUACUCCCACUAUAAGUUUAUAGAAUGACUUGCUAUUAAUUUUAUAUCAGAGUAUUGUAGGAAAUAGUAAAAUUUUGGCUGCAUAUCGCCUUCCAUAGAAGUAUCAGAAAAAUGUUCCCAUUAUAUUUUUUGGAGCACUAGAAUUUUUUGCUCAAUUAUAUAAAAUAGAAAAAUAAUUGACAUCGUAUAAAUUAAAUAAUAAGGAAUAUAUAUUGUUUAAUAAUUAUGACAUUAGUAUACUGACAAGGUAUGAAGUUAAUCCUUCUCCGAAGAUAGUUUACAACGGAAUCAUGAAGGAAAAUUUCUUAUGUCUUUCAGUUUAAAAUCAUUUCAGUAAGGAACUGUUAUAUUUGGAUAUUGAUAUUAAGCCAUCAGAGAAAUCUUACCUUUGGCUUUGGAUAUUGUUGGGCGUUUUAGGAGGGCUGUUGUGUGUUGGAAUAGGAGUCUAUUUUUAUAAGAAUAAGAAAAAGGUUGAUACAUUAAUCUGA